CCGGCGGAAGUGACGUCUUGUUGCUCGCAGGUGUAAAUCAGUGACAGUAGUUUCAGUUUGUCCUAAAACAUUGCAUUAAUGGCGACGUUUUUUGGAGAGGUGUUGUCGGUAUAUUCUCGGGCUGUGGAGGAAGACGAGGAGGAACUUCAGGAAAACGAGGAAGAUGAAGAAAUCCGCAGAGAAGUGGAGGAAAAGAGGGAAGUGAAGUUGCACUGGUGCCCAGAAGUCUCAGAGUCUCUGAUGUCUGGAAACAAGUUGCAGUGUUCAGAUUUCAUCGUCGCUGUGGGACAAAAUGCUGCCAGCUUUCUGUCAGUGUACAUUCUCACCUCUUCAAACUGGGACACAGUUGGACAUGCGUCCAUGUGGAACGAGAGGAGCCGGGCUGGAACUGGGCAAACCAGUGAGGAGUCGGCGUGUGUUUUCUACAGACACAAGGAAAACCCAUCAGUUUUGAUAUGCCAAGUGACUUGCUACGUUGCAGAAGACCAACAAUUUCAGUGGGCAGAAAAGGUUUUUGACUGCCUGCAGCUCCGAGAGUUGAAUGUGACUGUGCUGUCAGAUAGCUCUGUGACUGAUUACAAGACAGCAGACUAUCUGUCCGGCGGCUCUGCUCCCUUCCUGCGGUCUCUCCACACCAGUGCUUUCAGUGAUCAUCCUGUCUGCCAGUCACUGGAGCAGCCCAACAUAGUUACAGGACUUCCAGCUGCAGUACUGAAUCAUUGCCAGGUCCACCGCAUCGCUGCUGCUGUUUACCAGUGUUACAGUGAUGUCAUCGGGCUUGACUCCGUCACCAUGGAGACCUAUAAGCCUGCACUAACCAAGCUUGGCAAGUCCAUACAGCUGGACCUCUCCACUCCAACCACAGACGUCCGCCGUAAAUUUGUUAGAAACACUGAACUUCAGAGUAAUCUUUAUAUCUGAAAGUGUCAAUGUUGCACACUGGAGUGAAAUUGAAUCCCAUUUUCCCAUGUUAGAAUGCCGUUUUUUAAUAAACAUAUCAAACAAA
Molecule: messenger RNA, 1006 nt
Organism: Cololabis saira (Pacific saury)
Lineage: Eukaryota; Metazoa; Chordata; Actinopteri; Beloniformes; Belonidae
Gene: psmg1
Product: proteasome (prosome, macropain) assembly chaperone 1
Exons: 7
Coding region: 79-921 (280 amino acids)
Biological process (GO): proteasome core complex assembly
Cellular component (GO): endoplasmic reticulum
Molecular function (GO): proteasome binding
Source: RefSeq, a predicted model, not a curated record